This is a messenger RNA of Leucoraja erinaceus (little skate), 948 nucleotides long. Its product is annotated as probable G-protein coupled receptor 139. The coding region runs from base 1 to 948 and encodes 315 amino acids. The record is from RefSeq and is a predicted model, not a curated record. Gene Ontology annotation, biological process: G protein-coupled receptor signaling pathway. Gene Ontology annotation, molecular function: G protein-coupled receptor activity. Lineage: Eukaryota; Metazoa; Chordata; Chondrichthyes; Rajiformes; Rajidae. The transcript is spliced from 2 exons. Gene Ontology annotation, cellular component: membrane.
AUGUAUUAUGAGGAGAUCACGGAUAUAGAAAAUGUGUAUUACCCGAUUCUGGCAGUAAUCGGUAUACCUGUGAAUCUGAUGGCGAUUGUGAUCCUGUCCCGUGGCAAGUGCGGCCUCUCCAAGUGCAUCACUCGUUACAUGGUAGCCAUGGCGACCGCGGACCUCUCUGUGCUUCUCAUUGACGUGGUAUUUCGUCGGAUUGCUGAUAUGUAUUGGUGGCCUACUUCAUUGACCUACACUCCUGUGUGUAAAAUAAUACUCUACCUGGCUCCCGUGUCGGUGGACUGUUCUGUAUGGUUCACAGUCGCUUUCACAUUUGAUCGCUUUAUUGCGAUUUCUACUAAGAAUAUGAAGGCCAAAUAUUGCACCGAGAGAACCGCGUCGAUUGUUAUUCUGACAGUGACCCCGUUCGUCUGCCUUCUGAAUACACCUUUGCCCUUCGCAUACGUUUCUUAUUCCCCAACUGAACUGAAUCUGGGCUGCGUCAAAGAUGUAUAUUUUUACAUGCGUCACGAAUGGAUGGUGUUCUCUUGGAUCGAACAGUUGUUCACCCCGGUGAUUCCAUUCUGCCUGAUUUUGUUGUUUAACGCGCUCACCGUCAGACGUAUUUCCGUGGCCAGUCGGGUCCGCAGGAGCCUCCGAGCUCUCAGCGGUGGGGAGAAAAAGAAAGACCAGGAGAUGGUGAACCGCAGACGCUCGGUCGUUUUACUUCUGGCAAUCUCGAGCUCCUUCAUCCUGCUCUGGGCCACAAGUGUCGCACAUUUUAUUGCGCUUCGAUGGUUUAAUUUCUCCUUACGCAGGUCCUCGCCAAACCCCCUGUUCGAAUUUGAAAAGGUUGGAUUUAUGCUUCAGCUCCUGAGCUCCUGCACCAACACGGCCAUUUACACCGUGACACAGCGCAAGUUCAGAGAUGAGUUGGUCCGUGUGCUAACAUAUCCAUUCCGUUGA